GAAAUAGAGAGGGGGAAGGGAAAGAGAAACGUGGGGAUGAAAAAUUUUAUGGGAUAACGCCGGUCGAGCAACGAGGACGGGCCACCGUGUCGCCCCGCCCAUCGUCCCGCCCACGUCAGUGGUGGUUGCCGCUAAGCUUUCUCCGCUCCCUCGCCCUUCAUCCUUCGCGGCGCAGCUGGGACCUUCUCGCUGGCGAAGCAGCGCACACACGUCAUCCUCACCAACGGCGAACGGCGCUUUCAAUCGUAGCCUCGGGGUCGCCGUUACGAUCCAUCUAUCACGAUCCAUCCCUUCGGAAAUCGUCGGAUUCGUCGAUUGUGAACUAUUAUUGGGAAUACUUCUACGAGUGAUCUAAACCGUGUAUCGAUGUGACGUUGCUGAGAUGUGAAUUGACUGGACAUUGUUUUGAAAUUGAAAACUUUCAAAUAAAAUUGAACGAAUUUAAUAGAAGAACCGGAAAGAAGCCGGAAGAGAAUCAGUUUUCGAAUAGAUUGGUGCAAAAGAUAUAUUGGUGUAUGAAGAUGUUUAAACAAUAUUAUUCUUUACAGAAUAAUUCUCUCAAAUUGAACUUUUAAAUCACAAUUAAUUAUCUUGUUAAAGAAAAAUUCUUUUAAUUUAUAAUUCGAUAAUUAGCAAAUUAAAAAUGAGAUAGAGGACUAGUUCAACAAAUAUACGAGAUGUUGGUGAUUAUAAAUAUGGAAUGUGUAAAACGAUUAUAGGAUUGAAACGAACUGAGCUUGAUGAUGACGUCGGACAAUGGGGAUUACGUAAAGUUUAUUACUGAAGUGUCGAACAUCAAAUCGUAGUGGAAAAUACACUUUUAAAAUGAAGAAAAUCUUUUAAAAUCUACGAUGUCGAUUCGCGUCGCAAUGGAUGUGAUUUAAAAUUAUUCGCGAUAAAUUUAAACAAUUGUUAAGGACUGUAGAACGUACCUUGUGAUUAAUGCGAAUGUGAAUUUUGUUCAAAUCUCGAAGUAUCUCGUAUACUCAAUAAUUACUUGGAAGUCGGUGAAAGUGACGGCUGACAGAAGAAAAAGUUGUGUUGUGAGCUGUGCUGCUUGGGUCAAUUAAACGGCGAUAUCUUAACAAUUUCUGUUUACCAUGCAACCAUUUUCAACGGGUAGCACAAUGGCAACCGAGACACCAACUAGUUUACCACCCGAGAGGGUAACUUCCCCGACUGAGCCUUGCCGAAAUCUUACCUUCUCCAUUGCAAAAAUUAUGGAACCGGAUAAACGACUAACCGAGCAAAACUCUAAUCCGGUGCUUCCACCCCCACCAGCAGUCCCAGCCACAACGACGACAACAAUUCUUCAACAACCACCGAACAUCUCUUCCCCGUCAUACUCGGCGCAUUUGAAGUCAGCGUUUGAAAAAUACGUGCCGACCUUGAGGCAUCAAGAUCUGCUUCAGCAUUAUCCCGUAUUAUCCAAGUACUAUCCACUGUACUAUCCGAAUCCCUUAUUGAGGGCUUUUCCAGGCCCUCCUGCUUCGGCCCAAUCUGUCACGCAGAAUUCACCACCUCCUACGACUAUUCAGGAGGCCUCCUCGAGAUUGAAUUUGACCAGUAUGUUGCCAGAAAAUCAACGCGGUAAAAAGAGCCCGGCGCCGCGAGGCGAGCUUGGCACUGCGAACAAGCAGAAGACUUUCACUUGCCCGGAGUGCGGCAAAGUGUUCAAUGCGCAUUAUAAUUUGACUAGACACAUGCCAGUGCACACGGGCGCCAGGCCAUUCGUCUGUAAAAUUUGCGGCAAGGGUUUCCGUCAGGCGAGCACACUUUGCCGACACAAAAUCAUCCACACCGCCGAAAAACCGCACAAAUGCGUGACGUGUGGCAAGGCCUUCAAUCGUAGUUCUACUCUUAACACUCACACGCGCAUACAUGCUAAUUUUAAGCCGUUUGUCUGCGAGUUCUGUGGCAAGGGUUUUCAUCAGAAGGGCAAUUACAAGAAUCACAAGCUCACACACAGCGGCGAGAAGGCGUACAAGUGCAACAUUUGUAACAAGGCGUUUCACCAGAUCUACAAUUUGACUUUCCACAUGCACACUCACAACGACAAGAAGCCGUUCUCCUGUAAGAUUUGCGGCAAGGGCUUUUGCAGAAACUUCGAUCUCAAAAAACACAUGCGAAAGCUGCACGAUACAGGUUCGCCGAUGCUCAACGGAUUGGAUGCUUCGAGCCAGAAUCACAAUCAACAGACGGGCUAUUCGUCAGUGUAUCACGGCCCGGAACAUUCUAUUGUCAGCCCGUUUAUACUUCCUCCGCCUGGAUCCACCAGUUAUCACUCUUUGAGUAAGAUGUUGUGACAAAGCGAAAAUAUGCAUUAUCCAAGGAAGACUCAAUAUCCGCUUAUUAUUGGCUCAACUUGCUAUUCAACUGACAUGAGUCAGUUGGCGCAAACUUCUAAGUGAAAAAUAAAGGAACCGCCAAAAACCGUUCAAUUUCUUACUCGGAAAGAAUAUUUCUACCCUUAGUUACAAAAAUAAAGGUAUUUCUCUACUUACGACAGGGUUAGACUUCGAUCAUAAAUUAAACUGAUUGUAAGUCGAAUAGCAAUAUAGCGUUAAGUACACUAAACUGCCGAUAUCAUAACGUUUAAAUUGAUGUAUUAUUAGUAUUAUUUCAUAUAAAUAAACUAUUAUAUAUGGUAGAUAAUUAUAUUAUUACUAAAAACAAGUAUGGAUUUUUAUUCAGUAAAUUAAAAAACAAAUUUUUUAAAGAUUAUAAUUCUUAACAUAAUAUUUGUUAUUACAAAAUUAAUAUUACCUUGAACACAGAUUAACUUUAAAAGUGAUUAUAAAAAAUAUUUUUUUCUUAAAACUAUAAGAGAAAAAAGUUAUAGAAUAUCAUUCUUUGUUUUUUAGAUGUAAUCAAGAAGAUAUUCAUGUGAUGUGACUAUAUGGUGAGUUAAGAAAAGAUGCCCCACAUUUAAGUCUUUUUUUUAAAUAACUAUCAUGUUAUGGAUUUAAGUUAAGGAAAAUUAAUUAUAAUGUUUUCGAGAUUUUUAUUUAUUCGUAUAAACAAUUAAAUUAAUUCAAUGUUCUAAAUUUUCAGAAAAAAAUUAGUCAGCCUUGUCAAAUUAUAUUUAUAACGUAUGGAUAAGAAGCCACCUUCUGUGAUUAAAGAAGAUACAAGCAUUUAAUUAGUAUAACAUAAUAAAAAGUUUUAUGUUAUAUUUACAGUAGAAUAUCAAGUUUAAAUUAUGAAAACACAAAAAUAAUUGAUGAAACAUAAAUGGAUAAUUUGGGAAGCAACUUCUUUUCACAUUUUUAAAGAUUAAAAAACAUUUCACAAAAAAUUAAACAGCAUGGAAAUUUAUUUCUUCAGAUUAUAUCGCCAAAAGAGAUUUGGUUUACAAUCUUUAAAACUUAAGUUACACUCAUCUAUCCACAUCUUAAACUAACCUUACAAAACUAUAUGAAUAGACUUCAAUUGCCCCUUACAAUUUCUUUGUUGCGCAAUAUACCUAUUUCAUAUGUUUUAUGUUAUGUUCCGUUUAUUUUUAUUAUAACUUCUUAUUUUCUUUCAUAACUCUGCUCUUUUCCUCUUUAUCUUCUUUUCUCUCUCUUUCCAUAUCUUUUAUAUUUCGCCUUUUUUAAUCUAAACUCUCUGAUCACCUAUAUAUUUCUUCUUUACAUUCUUCCAUAACCAUUUGCUUAUCUUAUUAUAUAUACAUAGUGUUUCAUAACAUCUAUUCUUUCUUCACAUAAUACGUAAUGUAUUUCAAUCUUCUUCACCUAACUAAUAUUUAUUCUUUCUUCGUAUUUCUGCAUCUUAACUUAAUCAGCGCCUUAAUUCCCCUUCCCACUCGAACUUUAUCUAAAAAUUCCUUUUCCAAAUAUCUAGGAUUCUUUCUUUCUAUUUUUCUAUAUGUACUGUUACAUCUUGCUGCUGCAAUUUUAUUGUCUUCCCAUAUCCUUUGUCUUUCCCGUUCUCUGUCAAUUAAAUUUCCCUCCAUGUUUCCGUUAUUCUCCCUUAAUUCCUUCAUUGUCUCCUAUCUAUUCCUAUUAAAAGAUCUCUUCCUCUACUAUACAAAUCCAUCCACUCCCUCCUCAUCCUUCAUCCAAUUCUUAAUUUAUCUAUUGCCAGUUCUUUUAUAAUUAAGUACAUUAAUAUAAAAUUCUUCUUCAAAAAUCCAUCUUAUAUAAUCCAUCAUAAACUUCUCUAAUACCUCUUUUUCCUUUCACCCUCACAUCUCUACCUCGUAUGCCAUAACACUCUUAUGCACGAUUUAAUUGGAACAAAGUAUAUACUAUUGUGUACACUUUGCACAGCUUCCGAUAAAGUUAUGAUUAUUUUUCAAUACCAUGUUAAUGCCUUAGCAUUUUUUAUUUCCUGAUAAUGAUAGAAACUGUGAUUUUGUUGUUUUAAUCUCAUUUGUAGCUACCAUGGUUAGUAACUGUUAGAUUAACUUACAUAGCCCACUAGUAGCUCUCGGGUUGAGUACAAAUGUGUAGUAUUGCAAUGUCGACGAUUACAAUUGCAACGCAACUUGUAUCGCUGUGUGCACGAAAGUGUCUAGGGAUAUUGCAGUUCUGGAUUUGGAAUCAGCGACCAAAAAUCUACAAAAAUUGAUACACCUUAUCCAUGUUGCCCAUUUAAUGGCUACCUAUGUAAUCUAUUACCGUACACUACCUCUCGUUCAUACAUAUAUGAAUUACCCUUCUCAGUUCCCUUUUAUUAUUUUAUUUAAGACCAUUGUAUAUUACCCUUUUUCUUGCAUCCAUUUUGUGAGACUUUUUUCCCUCAUUUCCUAUAAUUUGAUUUUUGCUUUUUUUUUAUAUUCACUUCUUUUCUUAUCCUUUCACCAUAUUACUUAUCCUUAUAUUAAAAUCCCCUUUUAUUACUCUCUCCCCUUUUCUUUCUUCUAUUAUCUUGUUAACCUUUUUCUUUUAAAUUUUUCCAUUACUUUCUAUUAAAUUUAAUACAAUUAUUAUAUUCUUUUUUUGCUUUCAACAUUAAUACCUCCUGUUCUUCUCUUUUUAAUCAUUUACUAUCAUCUUUUUUCUAUUCAUUUAUAAUUCUAAUUGCAAAAUCCUACUUUUAUUUUCUUUCUCCUCUUAUUUUUCUCUCCCAUUAUAAAGCUAUAUGCUCAUACAAGUAAUACAGUCUUUCCUUUAAAUUUUUCUAUCCACUUUUUUUCAUUCAAGUUUCACAAAGACUUAUAAAAUCAAAAUCACCAUUUACGUAUCCUCAAAAAAAAAUCUAAAUCUUUAUUUCUUAAUUCUGCUAUGUUCCAAAAUAAAAAUCUGCUGUUGUUCCUAUUUUCUUUCCUUGUACUAUUCACUAUUUCCUCUUCUUUUCUAAUACCAUCUUUCAUCCUAUCUUGGCUCACUAGAAAAACCUCUCAAAUGCUAGUCGCCAAUCAAGUAAUAUGUCCCGACAAGUAAUACAUUGGAAAGCACACACCAAGAUGAUCACAGAUAUGUAAGUCAUUGUCUUUCGAACAAACGUCGAUAUGGUAUUUACAAAGUGUAACAGAAAGGUCGAAAUUGGAUUAUCUCGGGAAAUACUUAUAAGUUUCAUAAAAACAUGUUUCAAAUAGAAGUUAUUAAUAGAAAGGUUUAAAAAAGUUUAUUCAUUGAUCUUAUCAGUUUGCCCUUGAAUGGCAUCAUCAAGGUCAGGUCAAAGUCACAACACUUCUUUUUAAUGAAACACCCUAUUUAGUUCCACAGUCUAAUAGUAAUUGUCGAGAGCUUUUCAAAACACCAUAUUGAUGUUUAUUAAUUAUUUCUCGAGUUAUAAGGCGUAAAUGUUAUAGAAUAAAGUUGGUAUUUAUACCGCGCUCGGAUUUGCACCUCAAAAGUCAGAAAAAAUAGAAGGAGUAAAGGUAGCUAGCUCGCAACCAUUCUGAUAUAUGUCUUUAUAAUAUAUUAGUAUUGUAUUAUGAUUUCAAUACUUUAUUGUUAAUAUUGACAAAAAUAUCAUAAAUUGAUUUCUCCUUGUAAUAAAUAGCACAAUCGUGUAUUACGACCUACAUAAAAUGAUUACUGUAAGAAAUGUAGAAGACAUAAUGAUUAUUUUAUGAUACGUAAAUGUGGAGGAACAGUAAAGAAUGGAAGAUGAUACGAGCAAGAUACAAAUGCAUAGCUCUUGUAUUCUUUGUUUAGUUUGAUUUCUUGUAUCUGAUAUCCACCUAUUUAUAAUAUAGGUACACUUCAAGCAAGCGAGAUUUACACCUUACAAUUAACACAAACGGUGCGUGAUUAGGAAGUAGCACUUGCUUUUCCGUCGAGAAUACAAUGUGCAUAUAUCUGCACUCUGUUAAUGUCUGCACAUGUUAAUCUCUUUAAUAUCGCAUUAUAUUAUUACUUUGUAUAUACAAUUUAUCAUUCUUAUCCCUUAAUAAACUUUAUAAACAUAUUUUGUAAAUCAUUAUGUUAUUUUACAUUAUAUUUGUAAAUUAUCGAUGCGCCGUGUAUCUUACACAU
Solenopsis invicta (red fire ant) is the source of this 6431-nucleotide messenger RNA. RefSeq names its product fez family zinc finger protein erm. NCBI's taxonomy places the organism in Eukaryota, Metazoa, Arthropoda, Insecta, Hymenoptera, Formicidae. The record is from RefSeq and is a predicted model, not a curated record. Gene Ontology annotation, molecular function: RNA polymerase II cis-regulatory region sequence-specific DNA binding; DNA-binding transcription factor activity. The coding region runs from base 1101 to 2306 and encodes 401 amino acids. The transcript has 2 exons. Gene Ontology annotation, biological process: regulation of transcription by RNA polymerase II.